Messenger RNA from Musa acuminata subsp. malaccensis (wild Malaysian banana), 1402 nucleotides. RefSeq lists its product as uncharacterized. Lineage: Eukaryota; Viridiplantae; Streptophyta; Magnoliopsida; Zingiberales; Musaceae. The record is from RefSeq and is a predicted model, not a curated record.
CCACGUACCUAGACGACCCCAAACAAGAUUCGACACGGAUUAAGCUCCUCUUUAUAUUGCCUCGUCCAUCACCUGCCACUGCACUCGCUCCCCUGCGAUGUGCGAGCCCGCACUCCAUCACGUGCGAGAGCCCAGCAUCAAGGCUUGUGCACGGGCAUAUACCGUCGCAUAGCCGAACCAUUCCACCUGGCACUCGGUAUAUCCCUCACCUCCUUCCUCGCCAUUCCAUAACCCCAUCACCUUACAUCUUGACUGCUCAUAGACAAGCAUCCACUGACCAAUAGAGGAAGAGUGGACAAUGCCAUGAAUAUUCCUGUGUGUUGACAGCAUAUAUCCAUCUCCUUCCCUGUAAAAGAGUCUUCUCCUCGCCCUUUGAAGCCCCUGAAAUGGCAGUUUCCAUGAGGGCCAAGCGGGUGACCGAUCCCCUCGGGGAGGAUGCGAGGGCUCGUCUCCGAGGCUACGAUCGCCGCCGGCUGACUGGCUAUGCCAGCAGCGGCAGCGAUCACGAGGCCUUGUCCAGCCUCGUCCAUGCCUUCUUCGAGUGCGACGACUGCGACUCCCCCUCUGCGGCAGACGCUGCUGCUGCUGGUGAGCCUGGUGACCGGAUGUCCGACUCGGAUGGAGGAGAUCAGUCCGAGAAGGCAGCGGCUGCGGUGGGAGAACUGGUCGGUGGGUGGAGGAAGAGCGACGACCCUUUCCGCCUCCGCCUCCUCUCUGACGCCUCCAAGGCCGCGGAUGCCAUGGCGACGCUGAGGUCGAGCGCUUUCGGGUAUCGCCGGGCGGUCAUGGCGCUGCUGAGGGAGAUGGGUUACGACGCUGGGAUAUGCAAGGCGAGGUGGGAGAGCUCCGGGAACUUGGUCCACGGGAGUUACGAGUACAUCGACGUGGUGGUGCCGGCGGCAGCGCCUGCGGGAAAGGAGGGGAAGGAAGAUCGGCGCUACAUCGUGGACCUGGGCUUCGCCGCGGAGUUCAAGGUGGCUCGAGCGACGGAGGCUUACGAAAACGUGGUGGCGGCGCUUCCGGAAAUGAUGGUGGCGCAGCCGGAGGAGGUGAAGCAGGUGGUGCGGAUGGUGGGGGAUGCGGGGCGGCGGUCGCUCAAGUCACAGGGCCUGCACGUGCCGCCGUGGCGGAAGGGGAGGUACAUAAUGGCUAAGUGGCUGGGGCCGUACCGGAGGACGGUCAACGCGGUCCCGGCGUCCGCCGCGCCCUCGGGGGCCGGCGGCGCCGAGGCCAAGUGUCGAGCCGUGGGAUUCACGGCGGCCAAGGGCACCAUCAUUUGCUGAAGCGAAGGAUCGGGAUAGGAUAUGCGGCGGACGACAGCGAGUCGGUGUUGGGGAGAAACGUGUCAAUCAUGUGACGGAAUUGGAAUUAAAGCAGAUGAUGACUGCCUUAUUUAAUAUAU